Perognathus longimembris pacificus (Pacific pocket mouse) is the source of this 2076-nucleotide messenger RNA. Its product is annotated as O-acyltransferase like protein-like. Bases 1 to 2076 code for a protein of 691 amino acids. The record is from RefSeq and is a predicted model, not a curated record. NCBI's taxonomy places the organism in Eukaryota, Metazoa, Chordata, Mammalia, Rodentia, Heteromyidae. Gene Ontology annotation, molecular function: acyltransferase activity, transferring groups other than amino-acyl groups. The transcript is spliced from 15 exons.
AUGGUGUUCACUGUAUUAUUUUAUCUCCUGUUCUUGAAACUUCCUUUUGUUUUUCCUGCAAGGAAUAUUUCUCUCAAGUGCAUGCAAGAUACCAAUGAAUUCCUUUCUGACCUGAAUUUGGUGAAGCCCAAAGAAUACGCUCUGAGAAUGUAUGACUCGGUGGGGAAGCUUGGGAGCAAUGUCCUUAAUGGCAAUGUGGACAGGCUGGGAUCCUACAGCGAGUGCCUCUCCAUCCACAGCCCCUCGGGGAGCUUCCGAGGGCGGUACUGUAAGCUCCAUGUACUGCAGGAUGGAGCUGAAUACAGUGUGGGUGUGUGUGUCCCUGAUUCCUGUGCCGAAGACGAUGUGUCUACAAUGUCUCAGCUGGAUAUUUUGCGGUUCCGAAACACUUCCUUCCUGGCCCCUUCGCUCUCCCUCUUCAUAAUUAAUUCCUCCUCUUCAUCUGUUGAGAGUAUGGCCACAUGUGCUUCUGGAAUGUUCCCCCUGGAUGCAUUGGCUGCCAUGUGUCUGUUCAUCACCUUGCUGGGCCUUUUCCUUCCUCUGGCUGGAACUGUGUAUGUGGCUGCCAGAGAAUGGGGCUCAGGCGUCAGGACAUGGCCGGCACGUGGGGUCCCUUCUGCCCGUUAUGGGAGUCUGCCUUUGAGAGAGACGGAGCUCAACAGGCCGAGCCACAGGAUCCAAAGGAUGAAUUGCUGGGCCCAACUUCUCCACUCAGGAGCCUGGAGCAGAGGACAAAGGUUGCUUGGAGCCACGGAUCACGUUCUGCGGUGCUUUUCUUGGCAGAAGAAUAUGCCGGCCAUCUGGACCGCCGAGCUGCAGGGCAGCUCCUGCCCUGCCCUGCACGGUAUCCGCGUCCUCUCUCUCCUCUGGAUCGUCUCCGGACACACCGGCCAGAUGACCGCCUGGGGCUCUCUGGAUAAUGUGCUUGAAUGGAAAGCCAGAGUGCCCAGGAACCCGCUGUACCUGUAUUCUCGGAGUGGCCCGUUCUAUCUCGGCGUGGAUACCUUUUUCCUCAUCAGUGGCUGGUUAAGUGCAAGGUCAUUUCUAAAGAUGUGUCAGAAUUCAGCCACGGGAAUCACCCUUAAGGUCACACUCAGGUACUUUUUCAACCGCUUCCUAAGGCUGCAGCCCCUUCACCUCUAUUCUGUGUGCUUGUUGCUCGCACUCUUCUGCCUCGUUCCCUGGGGACCUAUCUGGGAAGUCCCCAAAUUCCACUGGGAUAACUGCCGGCAGGCAUGGUGGACGAAUCUACUGUUGCUGAAUAACUUCGUGUCCGUUCGGAAUGCGUGCAAUGGCUGGACUUGGUACCUUGCCAAUGACUUCCAGUUUCAUCUUUUAACACCGCUGUUCAUCUACAUCUAUGGAAAAAGUAAACACAUUCUUGUCCUCCUUGGGGUCAUGCUGUUCUUGGCAUCUUUCACCGUCACUGCUCUGCUCACACUGGCUUAUAAACUUCCGGUGGUGUCUCCAUCAGCAGCCAGUGAAAAUGAGACUGUGUUGUACUUCUUGGAAUACUACACAAAGCCUUACUGCCGGUGUGGGCCAUUCCUCGUGGGACUCUUCCUGAGCAUUUUCAUGCACCAAAAUAGCCAGGCAAACAUUCUCAAAACGAAGGUGCAAGCCGUGCUGGGCUGGACCUGUGCCCUGCUCACCCUGCUCCUGGUCGUCGCUCUGGCCUAUGCAGUGGACGAUGCCUCCGCUACUUCCUUCGCGGCCUCUGCCCUCUACCAGGCCCUGCACCGGACGCUGUGGGCCGCGGCCCUGGGUUGGGUCAUCCUUGCAUGUCAAGAAGGCUAUGGAGGGCUGGUGAACCGAGUGCUUUCCUGGGAGCUCUGGCGGCUGCCCGCUGCCCUCAGCUUCGCUUGCUACCUGCUGCAUCCGGCCGUGAUCAUGGUCCACAACGGCCUUCAGGAGAGCCUUCUGCACUACACGGACAUCAGCAUGUUCUAUCUCUUCUUGGGACACUGUGCGCUGACCUUCGUCUUGGGACUGGCGCUGACGCUGGGCAUCGAGCAGCCCUGGCAGGCGCUGAGGAGGGGCCUGAGCGGCCCAGCGCCCGCCGCCGCCGCGCCCUGA